Messenger RNA from Seriola dumerili (greater amberjack), 1991 nucleotides. RefSeq names its product gap junction beta-4 protein-like (gene gjb9a). The transcript is spliced from 4 exons. Lineage: Eukaryota; Metazoa; Chordata; Actinopteri; Carangiformes; Carangidae. The record is from RefSeq and is a predicted model, not a curated record. Bases 188 to 1003 code for a protein of 271 amino acids. Gene Ontology annotation, biological process: cell communication. Gene Ontology annotation, cellular component: connexin complex.
CGAGAGAGUAGGGACAGAAACAGAGAGAGAGGAAGGAGCGGAAAACUACGUUUUCUUUCAUCACAUUUAACUUCAGUGCUGUACAUUUAUCUUCUCCUUCUGGUGUCAACACAUUUGGUUCUUUUGAGAAAGGUUUCAGCACCGGGGUGCGCUUGCGUCUUUCAGCCAGCCCAUUGCAGCAGCAGGGAUGAACUGGUCGGGGCUGGAGAGUCUGUUGAGUGGAGUCAAUAAAUACUCCACUGCAUUUGGGAGGAUCUGGCUGUCCAUGGUGUUUGUGUUCCGCGUGCUGGUGUUUGUGGUUGCAGCGCAGAGGGUUUGGGGCGACGAGAGCAAAGACUUUGUGUGUAAUACCCGGCAGCCUGGCUGUACCAAUGUCUGCUAUGACCACAUCUUCCCCAUCUCCCACAUCCGUCUGUGGGCGCUGCAGCUGAUCUUUGUCACGUGUCCAUCUCUGAUGGUGAUAGCUCAUGUUAAAUACCGCGAGGGAAAGGACCAGAAAUAUGUGGAGCUGAACCACGGCUCUCACCUGUAUGCCAACCCAGGCAAGAAGAGAGGGGGGCUGUGGUGGACAUAUCUGCUUAGUUUGGUCUUCAAAGCUGGAUUCGACACAUCAUUUCUCUAUAUUCUAUACAGGGUAUACCAUGGAUAUGACCUGCCCAGGUUAUCCAAGUGUACACUGGAUCCAUGCCCCAACACUGUCGACUGCUUCAUUAGCCGUCCAACGGAGAAAAAGAUCUUCAUGUUGUUCAUGGUCAUAUCCAGUGCACUGUGCAUCUUCAUGUGUAUUUGUGAGAUGAUUUAUCUGAUAGGCAAGCGCAUCAGCAAAUUGUUGAGGAUCCGACACGAGAACCAGAGACUGAUAUUUGCAGAGCAACAUGAGCUCACCAACAUAGCCCCACCAAGGUCCCAGUAUCGGAGGACCGAUCCAACGCUGGCAGAGAGCCAGCUGAGUUUACACAGGAGGGACAAGAUCAGAGAAGGCAGUGCAACUACAACACUAUAGGACACAGUGGUUAUUAAGCUAUGGGUUUGUUUCUGAUGGGUGACCGCACAACAGGAACACAGGCUACCUACCUAAGACUAUUCAACCAAAAGACUAAUGAAAGGUUCAGAGCCUGUACAUAAUGAUCCUGUGAUCGAGCUGAACAAGAAAAACACAUGGUUCUCCAUUAAGAGGAUCAUCAACACUGGCUGGUGGUGUGUUGUAAGACGUCACUUAAAGAAGAGUACUACUAGGAUUACUAUGUUUGGAUAUCACAUUUUUAACUUUGUACCAUGUACUAUACAAGGAGAGACAUCCAGGGGCAUGAUGUUGAUUCAUCAUCAACAUCAAUAUAUCACAUAUUCUAGAUCACAACACUUGGUAUCUUCAACACUGUAAAUAGCUUUAUUAACAGACUGACUGAGAGAACGAUGCCUCCUCCAGUGCUUUGCACAUUCAUAUUUCUUCUACUGCAGUGAACAAAAUGCCAUCAGCAAUUUAUCCACCAAGGUUGAACUCUUUCCCCCAAGAAAGCUGGUUUAAAUCAUAGAUUUGGAUUUCUAAGAGCUUUUUGGUCAGCAAGUUACUGUGAGUAAUGAAUGGACUUCAUCACAGCACAGAUAAAUUGAGUGGAUUACUGAAUCUCAUAUUUCAUAUAACUGACAACCAGCUGAUUCCUAAGUGGAACUUGUUAAGGUCACUCAAUUAUCAGCAUUUAAAAUUUAUAUUACAGCAACAUUAUUGCAUUUUUGUUAUUUAAUAUGAGUGGACGGGAUGGACUUGAGGCUGUAGUCCUGCAGUACAGGCAGGACUUUAGCUGAGCUGACAGACUGAUGUUUAAGGACAAGGUCAUUUCUACUUUCAUUUUUAGUUUCAUGCCCACACUCAAAGAGAGUCAACUGGAAUAUCAUGAUGUGGUCAAAUCGUUCCUUUUAAGAUAUAGCAAUUUAUUUUUAUUUACUGUUAUACUGAUAGAUUUUAUUGCUUAUAAAAUAAAAAUGCUUAUCAA